AUGAAGUAUGUGAAGGAGGAGAUUCUGGACGGCACUUUGUCUCGACCGUUGCCCCGGCUCGGCGACCUGGGGAUCCCUUUCAGCCCCUUCACCUAUUCGUCGCCCUUUUACAGGGCCAUCAACGGAUUGCCAAACGCGUUCCAAUACGGGCCGCAGCCUCCGGUGGGUGCAGCGGACGAUAUGGUUCCGGAAUACGCACCGGGCUUCUAUGGGUACCGCAAUGUGGGCAAGCCUUCUGCCGAGUUUGGGGGGCUGGUCCGGUACCCCGGGACGUCCUUUGGCACGUCUUUCGGCACGACGUUGUUUGGCGACCGGCUUAUGGGUCACACUGCUUUUUCGUAUUAA
Molecule: messenger RNA, 345 nt
Organism: Gregarina niphandrodes
Lineage: Eukaryota; Apicomplexa; Conoidasida; Eugregarinorida; Gregarinidae
Exons: 1
Coding region: 1-345 (114 amino acids)
Source: RefSeq, a predicted model, not a curated record